Molecule: messenger RNA, 288 nt
Organism: Dibothriocephalus latus
Lineage: Eukaryota; Metazoa; Platyhelminthes; Cestoda; Diphyllobothriidea; Diphyllobothriidae
Source: the annotation of a GenBank genome assembly
AUGCCCUUUCUCAAACGUCCGGCCGCGUCAGAGGGCGGUGGUACUUGCCGGCGUGGCAGACGAAAAGAUACCACGCCCAGUGAUGUUGCAGAAAGACAAGUUGCUGUAGCAGUCAGCCAACCGUCACCACCACCACCGCCACCUAAUGACUCGUUCUACCUCUUUGGACCGGAGGAUAAAAUUCAUAACAAAUGGUCUGUCGUGCGGUACGAUCCGCGCCAGCAGCAGCCCACAGCCCGAAAUGAAGGAACCGCGCUGGAAUGCCACCUACAGUAUCGUCGGUGGUGA